Pollicipes pollicipes is the source of this 1139-nucleotide messenger RNA. Its product is annotated as pro-resilin. Bases 55 to 678 code for a protein of 207 amino acids. The transcript is spliced from 4 exons. The record is from RefSeq and is a predicted model, not a curated record. Gene Ontology annotation, cellular component: extracellular matrix. Lineage: Eukaryota; Metazoa; Arthropoda; Thecostraca; Pollicipedomorpha; Pollicipedidae.
UCCACCGUUUCGUCCGCUGCAGAUCCCCCCAGUACGGUGCUGCAGGAAACCAACAUGAAGGUUCUGCUAGUCCUUGUUGCCGUUGGCCUCGCCAUCGCCAGGCCUGAAAACCGUGGCGGCUUCAGCGGGUUCUCCGGUGUUCCUCCCCCUGUAUCCGCCGCUGCCACAGCGGCAGCACGCAGUGUCUCAAGGUCAAGGGGCUAUGGAGCACCUGCUGCAGCAUCAGGACCGGAGCCCAGUGUUCAGUCUGGAUAUGGAGCUCCUGCUGGUGCCGCUUCGGGACCCGAACCCAGCGUUCAGCCUGGAUAUGGAGCUCCCGCUGCGGCUUCGGGACCAGAGCCCAGUGUUCAGUCUGGAUAUGGAGCUCCUGCUGGUGCCGCUUCGGGACCGGAACCUAGCAUCGCAGAGGAGCCGGCGGCGUAUAACUUCGAAUACACCGUAAAAGACGAAGAGAGCGGCAACGACUUCGGUCAGCAGGAGACCCGAGACGGUGACAGCACCUCGGGCUCCUAUUACGUGCUGAUGCCGGACGGCAGGAUGCAGAUCGUCAACUACUCCGUGGACGGAGACUCCGGCUUCGUCGUUGAUAUCCAGUACGAAGGAGAGGCUAACCUCGCCGGAGCCGCGUCCGGACCCGAAGGGAACGUCGCUCCGCCCAAGCAGUCGUAUGGCUACUGAACAAAACGGCGGUUCGAAGGCUGAGUAGGUGGCGCUACUCUCAGGUCGCCAGAUGACGCGGCCAUCGCUAUUAAGCUGCGCCGAUGCAACCAAGCCACGACCUGUGUCAUCCGCCCGACUGUUGUCAGAGCACAAGUCUGUCUUUCAUGGCGGGUGCGCUCAGAGUCAUGUUCAUCAGCAAGUAAUUUGCAACGCUCUUUAAGCACGACUUGAAUCCGAUUUUGUCGACCAGGACCGCAGGAUAACUGCAGCGUUUUUUGUCGCGAAUUUCGUGAGUUGAUCACGUCCAACGAGAGGAACACUUCGUCAGAACACAUUCUCUGAUGUUCGUAAAUCUUGCACCAAGGCUCUGCGUUUUUCUUGUGAAUGCACUGUGUAUUUAUGCGUAAAUUUGCGUUUGUGUACCGUCUCCCUAACAUGUAUGUCCGUAUGCGUCAUAAUGUAUUUAUAAUAUAACAAUA